GUGUUUGGAGAAAGAUGAUGAAAUGGAUGUUAUCCUAACGAGAGGCCCAAACGUUACAUCAAACUCAUCUCUUCCCUACAACACCUAACGGCCUCACAUUAACCUUCAAAGGGCUCUAAUCCUAUACUCACCAACAUUCCAUGAUCAUGCAAUCAUAGAGUCAAAGUCAUCCCAAUUCAUCAAUUUCAUUGGUCAGAAAAAUAUCACCAUUUUUUUUAAACCAAUUAUCCGACUCAAAGACCGACUAACUUGGGAUCAAUCUCACCGUCCACUAGCAGAAACCAAUUAUCCGACUCAAAGACCGACUAACUUGGGAUCAAUCUCACCGUCCACUAGCGGAAACCAAUUGACACGAGAGAAUUCAAACGUAGAGAGGAGACACUUUAAGGUCCCACCGAGCCUAUGCCACCUGGCCGACACAUGAGGGUGUAACAUAUCACUACUGUACACUGCUUCACACUGAAUCAUGAAUCUAUUAUAUAUUACUAUAGUCUACUCAAAAUUCAUCAUCAUCAUCAUCAUCACCACCUUCACUCGUUAAACUAAUUAAGCUACUUGAAUGGCGAAACCAGUGUCAAUUGAAGUAUGGAAUCCAAAUGGAAAAUACAGAGUUGUGAGCACAAAAUCAAUGCCUGGAACUCGUUGGAUCAAUCUUCUCAUUCAGCAAGAUUGUCGUCUUGAAAUAUGUACUGAGAAGAAAACAAUUCUAUCGGUUGAAGAUAUCAUUGCUUUGAUUGGUGAUAAGUGUGAUGGAGUUAUUGGACAGCUGACUGAAGACUGGGGAGAAGAGUUGUUCUCUGCUUUGAGCAAAGCAGGAGGCAAAGCUUUCAGUAAUAUGGCUGUUGGUUAUAACAAUGUUGAUGUCAAUGCUGCUAACAAGUAUGGCGUUGCCGUUGGAAAUACUCCUGGAGUACUCACAGAGACUACGGCAGAGUUGGCAGCUUCACUGACUUUGGCCGCUGCUAGAAGGAUAGUUGAGGCAGAUGAAUUCAUGAGGGCAGGACUGUAUGAUGGAUGGCUACCUCAUCUAUUUGUCGGAAACUUGCUCAAGGGACAAACAGUUGGAGUUAUUGGAGCUGGCCGUAUUGGAUCAGCUUAUGCAAGAAUGAUGGUUGAAGGGUUCAAGAUGAACCUGAUAUACUUCGAUCUCUACCAAGCUACACGACUUGAAAAGUUUGUCACAGCUUAUGGUGCUUUCUUAAAGUCAAAUGGUGAAACACCGGUGACUUGGAAAAGGGCAGCAUCCAUGGAUGAGGUUCUCCAGGAGGCAGAUAUAAUUAGUCUUCAUCCUAUCUUGGAUAAAACUACUUAUCAUCUAGUCAACAAGGAAAGACUCGCCAAGAUGAAGAAGGAAGCAAUUCUUAUAAACUGCAGUAGAGGACCUGUUAUUGAUGAAGUUGCACUUGUAGAUCAUUUAAGAGAGAAUCCCAUGUUUCGUGUCGGCCUUGAUGUGUUUGAGGAUGAGCCCUAUAUGAAACCCGGGCUUGCAGAGUUGAAGAAUGCAAUUGUAGUACCACAUAUUGCAUCUGCCUCAAAGUGGACUCGUGAGGGAAUGGCGACACUUGCAGCUCUAAAUGUGCUGGGAAAGAUCAAAGGUUACCCAGUAUGGUUUGAUGCCAAUAGGGUGGAACCAUUCCUCAAUGAGAAUGCUCAACCUCCAGCUGCAAUCCCAAGCAUUGUUAAUGCAAAAGCUCUGAGUUUACCAGUUUCAAAGCUGUAGUGUGGGCGUACGAGUGUGCUUUUUAUCGUACAAGAGCCUUCAAAGCUUGUGUGUAUGCAUACUGAUGGUGGCAGUGUGAAUAUAAAACUAUAAAUACUGUCUUGUUAGUAUCAUUAUCAUGUGCUUGUAGUAUAUUUAAAAUUCUUAAUUGAACACCAAGAAUGCUUUAAAAUAAAAUAUGAGAAAAUUUUGCCACCUA
Messenger RNA from Trifolium pratense (red clover), 1919 nucleotides. RefSeq names its product glycerate dehydrogenase. The transcript has 13 exons. Gene Ontology annotation, molecular function: hydroxypyruvate reductase [NAD(P)H] activity; glyoxylate reductase (NADPH) activity; hydroxypyruvate reductase (NADH) activity. The coding region runs from base 560 to 1720 and encodes 386 amino acids. NCBI's taxonomy places the organism in Eukaryota, Viridiplantae, Streptophyta, Magnoliopsida, Fabales, Fabaceae. Gene Ontology annotation, cellular component: cytosol. The record is from RefSeq and is a predicted model, not a curated record.